Episyrphus balteatus (marmalade hoverfly) is the source of this 572-nucleotide messenger RNA. RefSeq lists its product as uncharacterized. The transcript has 3 exons. NCBI's taxonomy places the organism in Eukaryota, Metazoa, Arthropoda, Insecta, Diptera, Syrphidae. Bases 69 to 512 code for a protein of 147 amino acids. The record is from RefSeq and is a predicted model, not a curated record.
AGCCAACAGGGUUUGAAGAGUGAUCUCUGGAUUAAGAAUAGAACAAAAGUUAAAAGUGAAAAUUUACAAUGCUUGUUGAAUUUGUUAUAAUUCAUUUGAUUUUUAUGCGUGGAAGACGUCGUAGGCUAGUGAUGAAAAGACAUAAGAAUGAGCCAAGUGGAGCAGUUCCAGAUGUUGCCGAUUGGUAUUUUAAGACUCUUGUCAAAGAGCGAUCUGUAUUAAGACAUGGAACUAAAGAAAGUUAUCGAGAAUGGAAAAUCUAUAGUGGAGAUGAAAGUCUUUUUACAGUGGACGGAAUAUUAUAUGAACAAGUUUAUGUCAUUAUGGGAUUGACAACAUAUUAUUGGAUGUUCUUUAGAAGACAACCCGAACAAAUCAGAACGAAUGGUUCAGCUCCACUAACGUGUUCGUAUUGUGGAUGUUGUGUUUAUUCACAUGUUCCAAGUAUUAUUGAAAGAGUGAAAGAAUGUGUACAUUUGAAAGAAAUCCCAAAUGGAUGUGAAGCAACUUAAAUUAUUAUUUGUAAUGUUAUUAGAGUUAAGAUUAAAUAUUAAAAACGAGUAUUCCAAAAA